AUGGCGCUCUCCCGGCAAAGAGCUCUUGAUGCUCACUUACUCGAGCCAGUGCUUAGGGCCUACGGGUUAGGGUACCUGGCCUUGACAACACCCAGAUUGCUUGGAUGCCUCCCGCUACUUUUAAAAAACGAUACGGGUUAUCGUGUGAAACUUGAACGGUUAUGUCGCAUCUUACUCAGUGGCUUGGGCUUGAACAAAUUCUCAACCUUUUGUGCGGUUUUAGUCGGCGGCGCAACGUGGCUACCCCUCUUGUUCUUCCGAAUCACCUCCGUCCAUUCAUCAUUCCGCUCUUCUCUGAGAUCCGUUCGAAUUGUGCGAUUUGUUUCCGCGUUUGUUUCGGCCUGGGCAGCUUUCAACUUGUUGAACAGAAAGAGUCGUAAGAAUGAUACUACGAUCACUGAUAGUGCACGGGACGAGGAUCCGAAAGGCGAAGAAGAUCGAUUCAAUGGGUUAAAAACAGAAAGGCUUCGUCCAGAGCUUUCUGGGAGGUCUCUGGAUUUUACUCUCUUCUCAUUAACACGCGCAGCUGGCGUAAUUGCUGCCAUCGCCUGGAAUGGAUGGGAAAAGAGGCGGAAGAGCAGGGGAAGAUGGUCCCGGACGGAAGAGCUCGCUCCACGAAUUGCUGAUGCUGGGUUAUUUGCUGGAAGUGCCGCUGUGGUGAUGUGGGCAUGGUUCUAUUCUCCAGAGAGGUUGCCGCGUUCCUACGAAAAGUGGAUUGGUGAGGCUGCACAAGUCGACGAUCGUCUAAUUGAAGCUCUAAGGCGGGCGAGAAGAGGUGAAUUCAUAUAUGGCAAAGAUACCGGACAAGCACCAUUACUCGAGUCUAUGUGUAAAGAUUAUGGCUGGCCGGUUGAAUGGGGCGACCCGGCUGCCACGGUGCCGAUACCAUGUGAAAUGGUACACAUGGGGUGCGGUUCCAGUUGCGAAUGGCAUGCUGUAUCUCGCUUCAUGCGCUCAUUCAAAUUCGCCCUACUUACCAACCUACCGCUACAAGUGCUUCUACGGGUGCGCUCCAAACAGCCAGUAGUUGCCAUUAAUCGAGCUAUCAGAGAUGCGACACGAUCAUCGUCGUUUCUGGCUCUAUUCAUCAGCAUGUUUUACUAUUCGGUCUGUCUCGCUCGAACAAGACUGGGUCCCAAGCUGCUAAGCUCCAAACUUGUGACGCCACUAAUGUGGGACUCUGGUCUUUGUGUGGGUGCUGGUUGUCUUAUGUGCGGCUGGAGUAUUCUAGCAGAAAGUAUUCCACGGAGACAGGAAAUCGCGCUCUUUGUAGCCCCUCGUGCUGCAGCAACCGUACUUCCUAGACGAUACGAUCGAAAGAGCAACAAGGCUCCUUAUAUUUAG
This is a messenger RNA of Talaromyces atroroseus, 1344 nucleotides long. RefSeq lists its product as hypothetical. The record is from RefSeq and is a predicted model, not a curated record. The transcript has 4 exons. Lineage: Eukaryota; Fungi; Ascomycota; Eurotiomycetes; Eurotiales; Trichocomaceae. The coding region runs from base 1 to 1344 and encodes 447 amino acids.